AUGGCGCCCAAAGCUCCAAUCGUCAAAUUCAACAAUGGAAACACAAUUCCCGCCAUCGGAUUGGGGACAUGGAAGUCGAAGCCGGGCGAGGUGACGCAGGCCGUGAAGGACGCCAUAGACAUCGGCUACCGUCACAUAGACUGCGCGUACGUCUAUGGCAACGAGAAGGAGGUUGGGGACGCGAUCACCGCCAAGAUCAAGGAGGGCGUGGUGAAACGCGAGGACCUGUUCAUCACCUCGAAGCUGUGGAACACUUUCCACCGGCCUGACCUGGUGCGCGGCGCCCUCCUCGAGACCCUGAAGAACCUCAACUUGGAGUACGUGGAUCUGUAUCUGAUACACUGGCCUCAAGCGUACAAGGAGGGCGGCGACCUCUUCCCGACGGACGAGUCGGGCAAGAUACAAUUUUCGGACGUGGACUACGUGGACACCUGGAAGGCCCUGGAGCCGCUGCAGAAGGAGGGGCUGGCGAGGAGCCUCGGGGUCUCCAACUUCAACUCGAAGCAGCUGGCCAGACUGCUGGAACACGCCACUAUUAAGCCCGUCACCAACCAGGUGGAGUGCCACCCUUACCUGACCCAGACGCGGCUGAAGCAGUUCUGCGAAGGACACGGCGUCACCAUCACGGCCUAUUCGCCGCUGGGCUCCCCGGACAGACCCUGGGCGAAGCCGGACGAGCCGCUGCUGCUGGAGGACCCCAAGCUAGCGGCCAUCGCCCAGCGCCUGGGCAAGACAGUCGCCCAGGUCCUCAUAAGGUACCAGGUGGAUCGCGGCAACGUGGUGAUCCCCAAGUCCGUGAACAGAUCCCGCAUCGAGAGCAACUUCCGCGUGCUGGACUUCCAGCUCUCCGACGAGGAGCUUCGCCUCAUCGACAGCUUCGACCGCAACGGCCGCUUCGUGCCGAUGACCGCAUCCCUGGGCCACAAGUACCAUCCGUUCGAAAACGACGAGUUU
Iphiclides podalirius (scarce swallowtail) is the source of this 954-nucleotide messenger RNA. Lineage: Eukaryota; Metazoa; Arthropoda; Insecta; Lepidoptera; Papilionidae. The record is from the annotation of a GenBank genome assembly.